Messenger RNA from Pangasianodon hypophthalmus (striped catfish), 2671 nucleotides. RefSeq names its product glutamate dehydrogenase 1b (gene glud1b). The coding region runs from base 157 to 1785 and encodes 542 amino acids. Gene Ontology annotation, cellular component: mitochondrion. Gene Ontology annotation, biological process: L-glutamate catabolic process. The transcript has 13 exons. The record is from RefSeq and is a predicted model, not a curated record. NCBI's taxonomy places the organism in Eukaryota, Metazoa, Chordata, Actinopteri, Siluriformes, Pangasiidae. Gene Ontology annotation, molecular function: L-glutamate dehydrogenase (NAD+) activity.
GCACGAGCGCUGUCAUUUCAAUACUGAAUGAGGCUCACAGAGGAGCUCGUGCAGUCCUCGUUCACUUCCCCCUGUUUUCGUUUCCUUUGCAGGCCUCUUUGUUUAUUUUAAUCUCUUCUCUUCCAUUUUAAACAACACCCGCUUUCCCUGGUCGAAAUGUACCGGUAUUUUGGCGAGCUUGUGAGCCGCGGAGCAGGCAGCGCUCUGGCGGCGGGGUGCGUGGAGGCAGCGAUGCCGGCUUCAGCGUCUGUAAUGCGGCUAAGGCACUACAGCGACGCCGCGGAUAAAGAGGACGACCCCAACUUCUUCAGGAUGGUGGAGGGCUUCUUUGACCGCGGCGCCGCCAUAGUGGAGAACAAGCUGGUGGAGGACCUGAAGACGAGAGAGACACCCGAGCAGAAGAGACACCGAGUCCGGGGGAUCCUCAAGAUCAUCAAGCCGUGCAACCACGUCCUCAGCGUGUCUUUCCCCAUCAAGAGAGACAACGGAGAGUGGGAGGUUAUCGAGGGCUACCGGGCGCAGCACAGCCAGCACAGAACUCCCUGCAAAGGAGGUAUCCGGUACAGCACAGAUGUGUCUGUGGAUGAAGUUAAAGCCUUGGCCUCGCUGAUGACCUAUAAAUGUGCUGUUGUGGAUGUGCCGUUUGGAGGUGCCAAAGCUGGAGUCAAAAUCAACCCUAAAAAUUUCUCUGACAAUGAGUUGGAGAAAAUCACAAGAAGAUUCACCAUUGAGCUUGCCAAAAAGGGAUUCAUUGGACCCGGUGUUGAUGUCCCUGCCCCUGACAUGAGCACUGGCGAGAGGGAGAUGUCCUGGAUUGCUGAUACUUACGCUAACACUAUUGCUCACACUGACAUUAACGCUCAUGCCUGCGUGACGGGGAAGCCCAUCAGCCAGGGAGGAAUCCACGGCAGAGUGUCAGCCACAGGGCGUGGAGUUUUCCACGGCAUCGAGAACUUCAUCAACGAGGCAUCCUACAUGAGCAAGCUCGGACUGACGCCAGGCUUCGCUGACAAGACCUUCAUCAUCCAGGGUUUCGGAAAUGUUGGCUUGCACUCUAUGCGUUACCUCCACCGUUACGGUGCUAAAUGCGUGGGUAUUGCUGAGAUUGACGGAAACAUCUGGAAUCCUAAUGGCAUCGACCCCAAGGAACUCGAGGACUACAAACUGCAACAUGGCACUAUUGUGGGCUUCCCUAACGCUCAGCCCUAUGAGGGUAGCAUCCUGGAGGCAGACUGUGACAUCCUCAUCCCUGCCGCUGGAGAGAAACAACUUACCCGGAAGAACGCUCCCAACAUCAAGGCUAAGAUCAUUGCUGAGGGAGCUAACGGCCCCACCACACCCGAUGCUGACAAGAUCUUCUUGGAGAGGAACAUCAUGGUCAUCCCGGACAUGUACCUGAAUGCCGGUGGUGUGACCGUCUCCUACUUCGAGUGGCUGAAGAACCUGAACCAUGUCAGUUACGGGCGUCUGACCUUCAAGUACGAGAGGGACUCCAACUACCACCUGCUGAUGUCUGUGCAGGAAAGUCUUGAGAGGAAGUUUGGAAAGCAAGGUGGUCCCAUCCCUGUGGUUCCCACUGCAGAAUUCCAGGCUCGUGUGGCAGGUGCCUCUGAGAAGGACAUUGUGCACUCUGGUCUUGCCUACACAAUGGAGAGAUCUGCAAGGCAAAUUAUGCGUACGGCCAACAAGUACAACCUGGGCUUGGACCUCAGGACAGCAGCUUACGUCAAUGCCAUUGAGAAGGUCUUCAAAGUGUACAAUGAGGCUGGCCUGACCUUCACAUAAAUCCUCAAUCUCCCCUCUACCAGCCACUCUAUACCGGCCUUAGACCAACCCUGUGCCCCAUACCACAGCCUUUUGUCAUUUUCUGAGUUUACAAUGACACCUAUAGUAUCCCCACAUUAUUAAAGUAAAUGAAAUGAAAUAUUAAAUUACCCCAUUCAUAUUUUGCCAAGUUUUUCCAUAUAGUUUAUCGUAAUUAUGCUGUAACAUCUGUAUACUACUGUUCUGUAUGACAUAGAAAGAAGCUGCUAAUUAUGUCAUGGAGUACAUCAUGCUAUGAUGUUAUUCAGUUCAAAUAUCUCAAAUUACUGUUAGUUUUGUACUAAUUUUGUCAUUAACUAAUGUUUGCAGUAUUGGCAGUAUUCAUUCGCCAGCCCUCAAGAUAUAUUUAGAUUCAUUUAUUAAUAUUGUUUGUUGGCCCAAAGCUUGUGACUCCACAUUGUAAGUAUUGAAAGACAACACUAAAGAUGCCUUUGACCUUAGAGCAGGAGUUUUAUACUCGCAGGAAUUCUGUCUUUAUACCAGUGGUUCAACAUUCAUAAAAUACCUCACAUAGGAAAAAUCCAUCCAACACACUGGUCCUAUUCAGCAAUUUGUCUUGGAGACAUUCUAAAUCUAAAAAUCUUCAAUUUAAAAUGUCUGAAUAUUAAACCCAGUGGAUUUUGUGACACUCUGGAAAAGUGCGCGUGUUCGUGUGUGCGUGUAUUCGUGUGUGUGUGUGUGUGUGUGUGUGUGUGUGUGUGUGUGUGUGUGUGUGUGUGUAGGUGAGUGUAGCUCAUGGGGGAACAAAACCAUUCACAAAGCUCAUCUACACCGUCAUGUGGAAAUUUGCUUUGGAAAAAUUUGUAUUGCUUUUCUUUGUUGUUGAGAAUAAAGAAAUUGAAACACG